AUGAGAAUCCUUGUUCGAUUUAUCNAAUCAGUUUAUGUCAGUGACUGGGGAAAUCAUCGUGUCAUGAAAUGGGGAAAAGAUGCAAGAUAUGGAAUACUCGUAGCCGGUGGAUAUGGAAAAGGAAGUCGUCUUAGUCAGUUGGAUAGUCCGAGUGGGCUGUUUGUUGACCAUGCUGGUCAUACUUACAUAGCAGAUUAUAAUAAUCAUCGAGUUAUACGUUGGAGUCAAGGAAAGAGGGAAGGUGAACUGAUUGUUGGUGGCAAUGGGAUUGGAAAUCAAUCAAAUCAACUGAAUAUAGCCAGUGGUGUAACAUUUGAUGUAGAAGGAAAUCUUUACGUCACUGAUUAUUUUAAUCAUCGAGUGCAAAAAUUUGGUCUAAUUUCUCAAUAA
Adineta ricciae is the source of this 390-nucleotide messenger RNA. The record is from the annotation of a GenBank genome assembly. NCBI's taxonomy places the organism in Eukaryota, Metazoa, Rotifera, Eurotatoria, Adinetida, Adinetidae.